Pezoporus flaviventris is the source of this 2160-nucleotide messenger RNA. It is a transcript of the gene GALK2, whose product is annotated as galactokinase 2. Gene Ontology annotation, molecular function: galactokinase activity; ATP binding. Bases 370 to 1998 code for a protein of 542 amino acids. Gene Ontology annotation, cellular component: cytoplasm; cytosol. The transcript has 10 exons. Gene Ontology annotation, biological process: galactose metabolic process; carbohydrate phosphorylation. NCBI's taxonomy places the organism in Eukaryota, Metazoa, Chordata, Aves, Psittaciformes, Psittacidae. The record is from RefSeq and is a predicted model, not a curated record.
GCAUUUGAAAAGCUUAGUUCUUCAGAGUAACUGCAGCCAUUAACCUUGAGGGGUGAAGAGGAGCUGCGAGACUGCUUGUUUGAGGGAGGCUGGAAGAACCACGCACCAGAAAGAUAAGAAAACCAAGGGGGUGGAUACCGCCGCAGGGGACUGCACUGUCAGUUCAUUGCUUCCAUUAUUAUCGUGGUUUUCUGGGGAACAGACGCUGGUCGAGCGAGCGGCACUGAGGGCGAUGCCAACCCGGGGCGGCUACACCUGGCCCCGCGCAUCGGCUUUGAAGUCUCGCUGUUGCCUGCUGAAUUCUGACAGGAUUAAAGGAAAAACCCUUCCCUUCACGUGUCGAAGCGGCUUUCGUGUCACGCCUGGGCCAUGGUGGGCGAGGAGCUGAAGGCUGAGCGGCCCCACAGCGUGUGCGCUGCGGGGUGCCGGUGUGCCUGCCAGCCGGGCCUGGGGCUGAGCGCUUCACCCGUGCCCUGCCACCGGCGCCGGGGCGGGGAGGAGGCCGGGCUGCCAGCUCUGCCGCCCGGAAGGACGGUGUCUGCCUGUCCCGUGACCGGGGUCCAGCCGGAGGCACCGCAUCGUGCCGCUGCCCGCCUCAGCCGGGAGCCGGCGUGGGGAGCCGCCAUGGCUGCGGAGGCUCCCGCCACCCUGCCGGUUCAGCUGGUGGAGCAGCCCAGAUUGCAGAAGCUGAAGGAGAUGUUUAUAUCAAAAUUUGGAUCAGCUCCCAAGUUUUAUGUUCGUGCGCCAGGGCGAGUCAACUUAAUAGGAGAACAUAUAGACUACUGUGGUUAUGCUGUGCUCCCUAUGGCUAUAGAACAAGAUAUACUGAUUGCAGUAGAGCCUGUAAAAACUCAAGUUGUGCACCUGGCAAAUACCAAUUCUCUUUAUUUGGAUUUCAGUACUAGUGUUAAUAACAUUCAGAUUAACAAAACCAAACCUCAGUGGCAUAACUACUUCCUGUGUGGACUGAAGGGUAUUCAGGAACAUUUUGGUCUUAAUAACCCAACUGGAAUGAAUUGUCUGCUAGAUGGAACCAUCCCUCCAAGUUCUGGUCUCUCUAGCUCCAGUGCUUUGGUGUGCUGUGCAGGACUCGUGACACUAAGAGCUAAUGGAAAAACCCUCUCUAAGGUGGAACUUGCAGAAAUUUGCACAAAGAGUGAACGUUAUAUUGGCACAGAAGGUGGAGGAAUGGACCAGUCAAUCUCUUUCCUGGCAGAAGAAGGAACUGCCAAGUUGAUAAAGUUCAGUCCUCUGAGGGCAACUGAUGUUAGACUUCCAAGUGGAGCAGCGUUUGUUAUUGCUAACAGUUGUGUUGAAAUGAACAAAGCAGCAACUUCUCAUUACAAUAUUAGGGUAAUGGAGUGUCGUCUGGCUACAAAGCUUCUUUCAAAGUCUAAAGGCUUGGACUGGGAAAAAACGUUGAGACUCCACGACGUGCAAACCAGGCUAGGAGUUAGCCUGGAGGAAAUGCUGACCAUUGUCGAGGAGGUAUUACAUCCUGAGCCUUACAGCACAGAGGAAAUUUGUAAAUGCCUGGGAAUUAGCCUGGAGGAGCUCCGCUCUCAGAUCCUGAGUCAAAACACGCAAGACGUUUCCCCCUUUAAGUUGUACCAGCGUGCAAAGCAUGUGUACAGCGAGGCUGCGAGAGUGCUGGAAUUCAAGAAGAUAUGCAGCGAAGCACCUGCCAAUGCGCUCCAGCUGCUGGGAGAAUUAAUGAAUCAGAGCUAUAUCAGCUGCAGGGAGAUGUAUGAGUGCAGCUGUCCUGAACUGGAUCGCCUGGUAGACAUCUGCCUGCAAUCUGGGGCCAUUGGGUCACGUCUGACUGGAGCUGGAUGGGGUGGCUGCACUGUGUCAAUGGUGCCUACUGACAAGCUGAACGCUUUCCUAAAAGAUGUAAAAAAAGCUUAUUACCAAAGUGAUGUCCAAAGGUUAGCACUGGAGAACAGUCUGUUUGCCACCAAACCUGGAAGAGGAGCUUUGGUUUUUGUUGAGGCCUGAAGAACGUAGAAACUCUGAAAGCAUGUAGGGCAUUUGGAACUGGCAGUACUUCCCAUGCCACAGCAAAUGAAUGCUUUUGCUAGUUUUUAUUGUAACGAGCAGUUUCUAUUAUCAAAGUAUAUUCCUAAAGAAGCUAUUAAACAAACACUCUUUGAUUAUGAA